AUGUCCGCACUCCAACCACCCCGCAUCAACACCCAAGACCCCGGUGCUCAUGACCUCUCCGGCAGCGAAGACGAGCACUUCUCCUCCGCUUCCGAAGGCGACACACCUCGUGGCCACAACCGGGCUCCCAGCACACCCGUCACUCGGGUCGAGCGGGUAGAUGAUCAACCAGCUCAUGGAGAGGUGCCCGGUACAUCUGCCUAUAAUCUCCGAACCCAGGAUGCCGUACCCGAUGAAGUCGAGAUCGUACCCGAUGGCCAGCGAAGUCGCAGCGCCACUAGGACUCGUGCUUUGAGCGGUCUGAGCGAAAGCGGUAUUGCCCGUCCGUCAACUCCCGGUGGCUCAUCCAUACCGAAGACGAUUGUGGAAAGAGUGGAUGACAAACCUGCGCAUGGGGAAGUGGAAGGUACACUAGCAAAGGAGCAGAGAAUGGCUGAUGCUGAGCCGGAUGAGGUGAGGCAGGCACCAGCCAUAGCGGUGGAUGGGGUCGUUCACGAGGGUAGAGAUGACGAUCGAGAAGUAGAGGGUGAUGAGCAACAAGGGGCUUGGCUAAAGUCUGUGUGGGAAGGUAAGCAGGGGGGACCUACUGCUAAGAGUGAGGACCAAGAUGAAGCAGAAGAGGAAGACGAUGGCUUUGGGGACGACUUUGAUGAAUUCAACGAAGGAGGUGGCGACGACGACUUUGGUGACUUUGACGAGGCGGGUGAAGCAGAAGCAGAGACUGAAGAGCCCCAACAAACAAAACAACCCGCUAUACCAAAUAUCUUAGCCGGUCUUCCCCCCCUUAACCUCUCAAACCUCACCCGCACCCAACGCCAAGAAGCACUAACCCCCUACCUCACCGCCAUCUUCCCCACCUCCACGCCACUCCCGAAUACCAAAGACGUCGCACCCAUCGACCCCACCAAAACCUCCCCCUUCCUCUCCGACCGCUCACACUCCCUCUGGCAACAACUCGUCUCCCCCCCACCCAUGCAACCCCCCAACUGGACCCGCUCCCGCAUCCGCCGUCUCUUCCUCGUUUCCCUCGGCGUACCGGUGGAUUUAGAUGAGAUUCUCCCGCCUAGUAAACAGAAGCGAUUGGUGCUGCCGAAUAUCAAUCUCCCCUCUACCUCAGCCUCACCGCGGCCGUCGACCACACUGGAUAGGCUAAAAGACUCCACCUUGGCGAACGACUCAAGUACCUCCCUCGACUCAAAACACAACCCCAAACCACGAAGCUCAAAACGCACAACAACGGCCAAAGGACCCCCGCCACCGCCCGACUUCGACCUCAAUGCCGCGGCGCUGCUGUGUAGUACCACAUCACAAGCCAUGUCCGUCUAUCUAGACGACGAGCUGAAGGGGCAUGUCGCGGGCUUGGAGGGGUUGAACAGAGAUGCUAGUAAGGUGUUGGAGUAUUGGCUGCAGAGGAAGGAUGAGGGGUUGAAGGAGAAGGAGGUGUUGGAGGGGGUUAUUGAGAAUUUGGUGGGGUUUGUUAAGGGGAGGAGGGGGAAGUAG
Molecule: messenger RNA, 1500 nt
Organism: Recurvomyces mirabilis
Lineage: Eukaryota; Fungi; Ascomycota; Dothideomycetes; Mycosphaerellales; Teratosphaeriaceae
Exons: 3
Coding region: 1-1500 (499 amino acids)
Source: RefSeq, a predicted model, not a curated record